AUGACCUCCUGCGCAGAGCUGUGGCCGGCUACUGCUGUAGUCUCAGUCUGGUCCGAGCGAGCAUCUCCUUCUAUGCCUCACUGCUCCUCUGCUUGUUUUUACAACAGUCACAUGAUAUUCGCCUGCUCCUCGCCCCAUCCCACCCCACCACCAGCCGGCAACCGCCAUGCAUUCAUCCGAGCCCAGUCCGGCUCGGGAACGGCUGUCGGGAUUGUGCUGGGGAGUGCGGGAGGGGAUGGGGGCAGAGGGGUGGGGGGCGGGGGGAGAGGAGACGGAACUGGGGACGCUGGAAGCGGGUUAGGGCGGGAAGACGUUGAGACAGGGGCGGGGGAGGCGAUAUGGGGAGGGGUUGAGGGGGGGAGCGGGCAGGGGUUGCAGGGAGCGGGAGAGGGGGGAGGUGGGGGGGGUGUUGUGGUACUGACUCCCGAGCAGCUCCUGGCGCUCUUUGACUCCCUGCCCGCCCUCUCUGCUCCUGAUGCACCUGUAUCCCCGCCUCAAGGAAUGCUUGCAGUGGCAUCUCCUGUCAAUGCUGCAUUGACGGCGGGCCUGCACCAGCACGCACAGCACCUCUUCUCCCUCGCGCUCCUCCCCCGCUCCUCCCUCCAUCCCACCCUGCACACCACAGCCCAGGCCGGACUAGAGGUCGGAGCUGGGUUGGAGGAGCAGAGAGCUGGUGCUGGGGGAAAGCAUGGGAGGGAGAGCAGGGCAGAAGUGGGGUACGAUCCAUGGAUGCAAUUCCUCAUGGGUAGUCCUGGUCCUCCCAUGGAAUUCGAUGCACCAGCACGGAUGCAUGGUGGUGACUCCUUGACUUGCCACCGACUGCCGUGUCCGGAUCCAGAGUCAUUGGAUUUGAUGCUGCGAGCCAUGGCACGGGAUGGCCGGGACUUGUUUGACCUGCUGCGACUGGUGCGGCUCACACACGCUGCCAUGGACAGAUCACAUGCUGACAUGAACGGGUCACAUGCUGACAUGGACAGGGCACAUGCUGACGCAGCCAGUAUGCAUCUUGACAUGGCAGAAGGAAACCCCGCUCCUGCUGCAACUGCUCAUGAGGCAGGUAGCAGCAGCAAGCAAUCCCCUCCGCGUACCCACACCCUCAGCCCAUCAGCUUAUAGCAGCCUCAUACGCGCGUGUGUGAAUGGCGGGCAAGUGAAGGAGGCACGGAGACUGCUGAGGGACAUGGAGAGGAGAGGCGUGCCCCCCACACAGGCAGCAGUCAACAUGAUCGCUCACAUGCACUUUUUGCAUGCCGACCCUGACGCUGCCCUCUCGCUCCUGCACCAUGUGCGGGCGGCGCAGAAGCUGCCGAUGAACGCCGCCCUGCUGACGACGUAUGUGUGGGGGCUGGGGCAGGCUGGGCGGGUGGAGGAGGCGGAGGAGCUGCUGCUGGGGGCGGUGGGGGGCGGGGGGGGGAUGGUGGGGAGGAAUGGGGGGAAUGGGGGGGAAGGGGGCGAUGGGGGGGACGGGGAAGGGAUGCGUGUUGCAGCAGUGCAGCCGAAUGUGCGCACAUGGAAUGCUCUGAUGCAUGGGUAUGCCUUAAAGGGCGAUGCUGAUGCUGCUGAAGGCGUGCUGGGACUCAUGCGCGGGGAAGGAGGAGUUAUGAGCGGUGGAGAGCGGUUCGAGGCAGGAGGAGAAGGAGAGUUGGGGGUGGGAGGGAAUGUUGUUGGAGCAGGGGUUGGAGAGGAGGAGGAGGACGAGGACGGAGGGGAGAGUGAUGGGACUGCGGAAGGGUUUUGGGAUGGGGAUGAAGAGUACGAGGAGGGAGAGCGAGCGGGGGAAGUGAGAGAUGCAGAAGAAGCAGGUGAAUUCAGCAUGCGGCGAGAACACCAUUUGUGCCAUCAGCAGCAGCAACACCAACAGCAGCAUGAAGCUGAGAGGCCUCCCAAGCGCAAGGCUCGGUUCCCGUGGCCCAGUGUGCGACCCAACACAGUGACGUACACCACUCUCAUGGCAGCAUAUGCAGCGGCUGGGAGGAGUGCAGAGGUGUGGGACGUGUAUCGGGAGAUGCGAUCCCUCUCCAUCCCUCCCAACCACUUCACCUUCGCUACCCUCGUCUCCUCCUGCGCCGCCCGCAGCCGCCCGGAUUUGAUUAAGUCGGUGCUCGCUGACGUGGCGGCGUGUCAGCAGCGCGCUGAUGUGGCGCUGGUGACGAGCGUGCUGGCGGGUGUGGCGGGGUGCUGCAGCGGGAAGAAGGAGGAGGCGGGGAGCGUGCUGAGGUGGUUUCUGGGGGAGGUGGAGAGUGAGGGGGGCGUGGGAGAGGCAUGUGCAAGGCUGAUCCUGGAAGACGGGCUCUCCGAUGCUCAGGUGCUAGCUGCCACUCUCACAGACUGCCUCUGGACAUUUGGGCGGCACCGGAGGGCAGCUCUUGUCCUGUCUGCCGCCCUGCAGGCUGGGUUGAUGCAGGGACUGGGGGAGGUCUCAGGAGACGCACAGGGGAACAGGGAGAGGGGCAACACUGGGUGGGUGGUGGCAGGCCGAAAGGGCGCUGGAGAGGUGAUGACAACACCCAGACAACAAGGCAGAGGGGGUGCCACCGAGCUGGUCCACUUAGACGGCGACACGUGGCAGCUGGACGUGCGGCGGCUGUCGUAUGGAGGAGCAGCAGUGGCGCUGAAUCAGUGGCUGGUGAAGCUGCUGCACGUGGUGCACUGCAAUGACACUGCCCGGCGCCAGGUGGGCUCUGCUGCUGCUGCUAGCCGCGACAGCGUGGACGAGAGGAGUAGGAGCAAGGUGCAUCACCAACGAGACAACCCAAGCCAGAGGGGAGGGGGAUCCGUGCAGAGCAGCGAGACAGAGGGAGAGGCAGAAGCAACGGCAGUGGCAGGGGCAGGGGCAGAGGGAGAGACAGGGGCAGGGAUAGAAGCAGGGGGGCCGGAGUUGCUGGUGCAGCUGGCGCCGGCAGCAGCGUGGCAGCGAGUGCUGGUGAGAGUGACCGGAGGAGGGGGGGGAGCGAGGAGGAAGGGGGCGCCGGGAGUGGUGGUGGCGCCACACCAAGUAGUGGUGGUGACAGGGCAAGGGGGUCACAGCAGGUGGGGGGGGAAGAAAGGGGGCGGGCAGGGGGAGGGGCGGGUGAGGCAGGCGGUGGUGCAGGAGGUGGGGCGGCUGGGGCUGCCGUUGGGGGUGGGGGGGGCGGGGGCAGCAGCAUGGGGGGAAGUUAGUGGCGUUUGGGCCGGACCUGGUGGCGUGGCUGAGAGGCCCGCACGCUGCUGCCAUGCUGCAACUCGUGGACCAUGA
Molecule: messenger RNA, 3234 nt
Organism: Closterium sp. NIES-65
Lineage: Eukaryota; Viridiplantae; Streptophyta; Zygnematophyceae; Desmidiales; Closteriaceae
Source: the annotation of a GenBank genome assembly